This is a messenger RNA of Bursaphelenchus xylophilus (pine wood nematode), 210 nucleotides long. The record is from the annotation of a GenBank genome assembly. NCBI's taxonomy places the organism in Eukaryota, Metazoa, Nematoda, Chromadorea, Rhabditida, Aphelenchoididae.
AUGUCGGCUGCCCGCAAAUCUUCCAGGCUGCCCGCAACUGUCGACCCUGCCCGCAAAUGCCGGUGCUGGCCGCAAAUGUCGGCUGCCCGCAAAGUGGCUGCCCGCAAAAAAUUUGCCCGCAAACUGGUUGCCCGCAAAGUGGUUGCCCGCAAGUGUGCGCCCGCCGCUUUUCACUUCAGCGACGUGACCAGCAAAGCAAAUGUGAGCUAA